AUGGGGCCACCUCUAGUAUCAGCGUCCCUUGCCCUGAAUCCAAGAUGUCAUUCAUACGCAAACUAUGUGGCGCCUUCCUUGAUUCUCAGCAUUAUAUCUCAUUACGACAGGCCGAUCACCAUCUACGCCGAUGAUCUCUCUCCGGCGCUCAUGCUCAAGUGUGGCGCUUUCAAGAUUAUUUCUUUAACAUCUGGAGCCGAAUUCAAGCAAACAGUAUCAACCCACUGUCGAUUUCCUCCGCCCACGAAGGUGAAAGUCUCAUAUGAUGAGGCUAGCUUCUAUACGCUUUACCCGAAUGUACCCGUCACCUUCUCCGCGCCCUUCACUCGCAAGCGUGACAACAAUGAUGGCAAACCACUUCCAGCAAGCCACCCGGACUACUCAAACCAUCGCUACUCAACAUCUGGCGCUCUUGGAGUAGAUGGCCUUGAGCCAGGGGACACCUAUGCGCUGACUCUAGCUGAAACCCCUCGUGUUGCUUGGACGUUUGUCCGUUGGUGGGAGUAUGGCACGAAGGAAGAGGUCUUGAGGAUGGACCUUGAUGCGCGCAAAGUCAAGUUUGAUCCAGGUCCACACGAGCCAAUCACGGUCGAUACGAGUGGUGUGAAAGCCGUUGCUUUUAGUUGCACUGAAUGA
This is a messenger RNA of Bacidia gigantensis, 636 nucleotides long. RefSeq lists its product as uncharacterized. Bases 1 to 636 code for a protein of 211 amino acids. NCBI's taxonomy places the organism in Eukaryota, Fungi, Ascomycota, Lecanoromycetes, Lecanorales, Ramalinaceae. The record is from RefSeq and is a predicted model, not a curated record. The transcript has a single exon.